Gaeumannomyces tritici R3-111a-1 is the source of this 3014-nucleotide messenger RNA. Its product is annotated as AGC/RSK/P70 protein kinase. Gene Ontology annotation, molecular function: ATP binding; protein serine/threonine kinase activity. The transcript has a single exon. Gene Ontology annotation, biological process: protein phosphorylation. NCBI's taxonomy places the organism in Eukaryota, Fungi, Ascomycota, Sordariomycetes, Magnaporthales, Magnaporthaceae. The coding region runs from base 456 to 2189 and encodes 577 amino acids. The record is from RefSeq and is a predicted model, not a curated record.
AAAGGUUGACCCUUUCCUCACCAACCGAACCACGACACGACUGACAGACGGCCCGAACAAGGAUUAUCGCCAAUGCAUUUUACGCCAGAGCCCUACGACGUUUCCCUCUCCUCCUUGAAGCACCAGAUGCGCGUAGGCCGAAACCUGAGCCUCGUGCGCGCCUCAUUUUCCGAAGACCGUUGCGACGCUGAGCGACGGCGCGGCUGCUCUGCGCCUUGAAUCCCUGGCCGGCAGUCCCAUCUGCCGCCGGGCUGCCCUCGCGACCGUCUUUCCAACGCCAUACUGCGUCUGGGCCUGGCCUGGGAUCCGGCAGCUGCCGUCGCAGACCCUCCCUGAGACGGGACUGGGCGAGCCCUGGAGAGACAGCAGAAGACUCGCUGCUUUGUCGCCAGUAGCAACCAUUUCAUUUCAUUUUUUUUUUUAGCACGGCGCCACCACCGUAGGCAUCUCCAGCCAUGAUAGCCCCAGCUGUGCCCGCGCUCUCCACCGUGCGGGGGUUCCAAGGGACGCCCGGCGUCUCGGGCGAUGAGGAUUCUGACCAUGGCGCCACGUCGGCGCCGCGCGCCAAGGUGGCGACGCCGCCGAGAGGCCGUAAGCGCCCCGUCGCUCUCGACGAUGUGGUCAGCGCAAACUGUAGCCCUCUGCUCAAGGCCACUCCUUCGCCUGCCGUGAGCGGCAUCGCCAAACUUCGUCUCCAAAUGGAGCCGCUGAGCCUGGAUGUCACAGCCGCGUCCUCCCGAGCCACUUCAAUGACGCGCAGCGACAGCCGCGGUCAGCGCAUCAUCACUUCGCCGCUGGCAUUCCCCACACUCGGGCCCGCGGUGGGGGCGCGCCCCGGCAUGGUAAGCAACGCCACCAGCCGGGCCCCCAGCCGCGAGCGCCUCGGCAGUGGCCAGACCAGCAACAGCGGCGAUGAGACGUCGUCCAACGCAACGACCAGCUACGAGAUCAACCUGGACGAGGAUUUUGUCAGCGAGACGAUCAAGGACCGGCUCUCGACUCUAGGCGGGGCCGCCGAGGGCCCUGCCCUGUACGCCAACGCCAUAGAGGGCGGGCUCCUGCCCCCACCGCCGCGCAAGAUGACGGCCGACGACUUCGAACCGCUGCGCUGCCUCGGCAAGGGCACUUACGGCACCGUGAUAUUGGUGAAGCAGCGUACGACCGGUCGGCUCUAUGCGCAGAAGCAGUUCAAAAAGGCGUCGCUUGUCGUGCAUAAGAAGUUGGUAGAGCAGACCAAGACGGAGCGUCAGAUCCUCGAGAGCGUCAACCGUCACCCGUUCGUUGUCAAGCUCUACUACGCCUUCCAGGACCAUGAGAAGCUGUACCUUAUACUCGAGUAUGGACAAGGCGGCGAGCUAUUUACCCACCUCAACACGGAGAAACUCUUCUCGGAGGAUGUCGCGGCCUUUUACAUGGCCGAGAUGGUGCUCGCGCUGUCGCAUCUGCAUGACAACCUCGGGGUGGUGUACAGGGACCUGAAGCCUGAAAACUGCCUCCUCGACUCGGAGGGUCACCUGCUUCUAACCGACUUUGGACUCUCAAAGGUGGCAGUAGACCCGUCGUCGGACGCGUGCAACUCGAUCCUGGGCACAGUCGAGUACAUGGCGCCCGAGAUCAUCCAGGGCAAGAAGUACGGCAAGGCGGUGGACUGGUGGGGCCUGGGCGCGCUGGGAUACGACCUAAUGACUGGCAACCCGCCGUUCCGGGGACAGAACCACGCCAAGAUCCAGGACAAUAUUGUGAAGCAGAAGCUGGUGUUGCCCUACUUCCUGAGCCCAGAUGCAAAGGACCUGCUCACACGCCUCCUCAAGAAGGAGCCGUCGAAGCGCCUCGGUGCCAAUAUGCCCAAGGAUCUGGCCACCAUCAAGAAGCACCGUUUCUUUCGCAAGAUCGACUGGAAGAAACUGGCAGCGCGCGAGGUGGAGCCACCGAUCCAGCCCAUGAUCACGGACCCGGAGCUGGCCGAGAACUUUGCGCCCGAAUUUACGGAGCUGUCGCUGAGCCCCGUGGUGACGACGCGAGAAGACCCUUGGAGCGGCUUGCCGCCGCCGGCGAGGCUGCCAGAUGCUCUGUCCCCCGUCAGGGAAGGUGCUCCGAAGGAGGAGCUCUUUGGUGGGUUCAGCUUCGUGGCGUCGAGCAGCCUUUUGGAGAAUGGUGGAUUUCUGCUGGCAGCCGAGGCGGCCCGCUAAAUGUGCGGGCGAGAAGAGACGGUGAAGAGAAUACGCACCCCUGACCAUUUAAUACCACAAGGGCAAGGCGAUGUCAGUCGCACAGAACAGGGUUUUGCAUGGGCUAAACACGCAUACAAGCGUGCGUUUUGGAAGCUUUCCUAAGAUUAUAGACUGAGACGAUUCAUUUUGUUUACAGAAGGGACAGAGGGACCAACGAAUGGAAGGGAACGGAAUGGUGGCCGGUGUUGGUUGAUAGGCAGGGUUUGAACGAGGCUCCCUUGGGUGGACACCUGAUAUACUUAAAGUUUGUUCUUUUUUUCCUUAAGGUCCCUCCAUGGCCGUCUCUGUUUUGUUUUCCAGAUCCGGGUAAGUCCAGAAGAUACUGGUCACCAUGGACGCCAGGGAACAGUGCCACCACUCUCCGAGGAGAUGUGAGGUAUGAUUUUGGAUUGCGUUUCCUGGCGUCAACGAGGCGAGAUGACAUGCCUGGAAAAGUCACAUUAAACUCGCUUGUUUGCCGCUGUCACGCGGGAGGCAUGCAUUCGAGGCAUGGAGACCCCAGUUUGCAGUGUCUCCAACAAGGAUCCCGUUCAUCUUGACGUCUCUCAGGGAUCAUAAAUACCAAGACGAAAGCGUGAAAAAAAAACCCCCCUGAUGAGAGAGAGACUAAAGAAUGACGGAUAUAAGCUCAACGCGCAAAGCCGUCUAUUUUCUUGAUUUGGUCAUUUUCAUAUUGUGCAUAGGGCAGCGUCGAGAGCAGCAAAAGCAACCAAUGCCUCCAGGCAGACCGGAUGGGUGCCCGUAUCGAAUACGAAAAUACGAUCAAAUGCCGAAACAUUCCAC